AUCACUACCAACAAGAACAUAGUCACAUAUACAAAAUGUCUUUGAAGAUAUCAGAUGAAAGUAGUUGGCAAAAAACAUCAUUUGUGAAAGUGAAAGAAGAAUCAUUGAUAGUGAUAAGAGAGUAUGAUGAAGAGAAACACAAAGUGGCAGUAGAGAAAUUGGAGAGGCUUUGUGAGGUUGGACAGAGAGGAAAACCUUGUCUUGUUACUGAUCUAUUGGGUGACCCUUUAUGCAGAAUUCGUCACUUUCAAUUACAUGUCAUGCUGGUUGCAGAAUAUGGAGAAGAUGGAGAAGUUGUUGGAGUGAUAAGGGGUUGUGUGAAAACAGUUACAAGAGGGAAUUCAGCUUAUGUGAAACUGGCUUAUGUUUUGGGGCUAAGAGUCUCUCUUAGACACAGGAGAUAUGGCAUUGGAACAAAAUUAGUUGAACAUUUAGAAGAGUGGUGCAAGCAAAAGGGUGCUAAGUAUUCAUAUAUGGCAACAGAUUGUACAAAUGAACCUUCCAUAAAUUUGUUCACAAAAAAAUGUGGUUACUCAAAAUUUAGAACUCUAACGAUGUUAGUACAACCAGUUCACGCACAUUACAAAUCAAUCAGUUCAAACAUCGUCGUCCUUCAUUUGCCGCCACGCCUAGCCGCAUCCAUAUACAACCCUAUCUUUGCCAAUUCAGAAUUUUUCCCAAAAGACAUAGACUUAAUUUUAUCAAACAAACUUAAUUUGGGCACAUUUAUGGCCAUCCAAAAAAAGUACAUAACAAAAUGUGAUCCAAAAAAGGGUAUUUUUCCUCCAAGCUAUGCAAUAUUAAGUGUGUGGAACACUAAAGAAGUGUUCAAAUUGCAAGUUAAAGGAGUGUCACCAAUUGCACAUGCAUGUUGUGUAGGUACAAGAUUAUUAGAUGAAUGUUUGCCAUGGCUAAGGUUACCUUCAUUUCCUAAUGUUUUUAGGCCAUUUGGAAUUUAUUUUAUGUAUGGAUUACACAUGGAGGGUAAGUGUGGUAAAAAACUUAUGAAGUCAUUAUGUGGAUUUGUGCAUAAUAUGGCUAGAGAUGAAGGUGGUUGUGGGGCCAUUGUAGCUGAAGUUAGUAAAAGGGACCCAAUUAGAGAAGUGGUCCCACAUUGGAGCAAAUUCUCUUGGGAUGAGGACAUGUGGUGUAUUAAGAAUCUUGAGGAUAUUCAUGAAAAAUGUGGACCCUUUGAUUGGUUCAAUUAUAGAUCCUCUUCAUCAAUGAUUUUUGUUGAUCCUCGUGAUUUUUGAUACUUACCUCAUGUGUUAUAUAUAUAUAGAUAGAGAGAGGGUCUUGGUUAAUGGUUGGUAUUGUAAUUCUUUGAAUGGAGCAAAUUAAAAUGUUA
This is a messenger RNA of Cicer arietinum (chickpea), 1348 nucleotides long. Its product is annotated as probable N-acetyltransferase HLS1. The record is from RefSeq and is a predicted model, not a curated record. Lineage: Eukaryota; Viridiplantae; Streptophyta; Magnoliopsida; Fabales; Fabaceae. Gene Ontology annotation, molecular function: acyltransferase activity, transferring groups other than amino-acyl groups.